Debaryomyces hansenii CBS767 is the source of this 3147-nucleotide messenger RNA. RefSeq lists its product as uncharacterized. Gene Ontology annotation, molecular function: clathrin-cargo adaptor activity. The coding region runs from base 1 to 3147 and encodes 1048 amino acids. Gene Ontology annotation, cellular component: membrane coat; AP-2 adaptor complex. The transcript has a single exon. The record is from RefSeq and is a predicted model, not a curated record. Gene Ontology annotation, biological process: intracellular protein transport; clathrin-dependent endocytosis. Lineage: Eukaryota; Fungi; Ascomycota; Pichiomycetes; Serinales; Debaryomycetaceae.
AUGCAGACACAAAUGAAAGGGUUGUCCCAAUUCUUCUUGGAUUUACGGAAUACCAAGGACUUGGAGGAAGAAAAUAAGCGGAUCAACCUAGAGAUGAACAACAUUCAACAAAAAUUCCGUUCCCCACAGUCGCUAAAUGGAUACCAGAGAAAAAAGUAUAUUUGUAAACUCAUGUAUAUAUACAUGUUGGGGUUUAACGAUGCUAAGGAAUUAGGGUUGGGAGAGGCAUUGCAGUUGAUUGAGUCGACGCAUUUUUCAGAGAAGCAAGUAGGAUACUUGGCAAUUUCGGUGCUAAUUAACCGAGAGGCGGGCCAGCUGGUGAAGGAGUAUAUGAACGACUUGUUAGAGAUGAUGCAUGGGGCUCUUGUGAGAGAUUUGCAGUCAAAUAAUGAAGAUGUCAAUUGUGCCGCAAUCCAAUUCAUUGCUUCGAAGUUCAAUGUGUUCUAUGACGGCGAUUUCUUGAGCGAUCCGGUGGUAAAGGAAUCGGAUGAAAUGGCCAAAGAGUGGCUAGAAUUGAUCGAUAUAGUGUAUUCGUUGAGUUGCUCGCCUAUCCAAAGCCCGCUCAUCAAGAAAAAAGCGGCUUUGGGGCUUUUGUCGCUUCUCAAAUUGUAUCCCCAGGUUAUACUAAGUAACAGUAAUUGGAUUCCUCGGUUAUUGACGUUGAUCGAUGACAAAGAUCUUGGUGUUGUCACCUCUUGUAUUCCAUUAGUCAAGUUCUUGAUCACCAUUAAGCCGCAGUUUGUAAAGUCGGUAGUACCCACUAUAUCCCAACGAUUAUAUGGAUUAGUUAUAGGAAAUACCUGUCCGGACACGUAUUUCUACUAUAAUACCCCAGCACCGUGGCUAAUCAUCAAAUUACUCCAAGUGGUGGAGCAUUUCUUUCUUUUGACAACAGAAGAUCACAAUAAUUACCAAAUUCCAGUAUUACAAGUUACCGAUCUAGAUUCUGAAACAUUGAAUAAUUUGCGACAGGUAGUAUCGAGAUCUAUACACAACGCAUCGAAGCAAAUAAAGGGCCUUCCUAAUAGGAAUUCUCAAAGUGCUAUUUUAUUUCAAGCAGUAUCGCUUGCAGUAUUUCUUGAUGCUUCGCCUGAUGCCAUAGCUGGCGCUAUUAAUGCGUCUAUACUAUUGUUAGACUCCAAUGAAACUAAUACCAGGUACUUAGCAUUGGACGCGCUAAUCAAACUAUCGGCAAGAGCAAGCCCCGACAAUACCAAUCAUUCAAUAACCCAAAGAUUCGAUCAACAUUUGUUAAAAUUAUUCGAAUUAUUAACGGAUAAAGACAUUUCUGUUAGACGAAAAUCGCUCGAUUUAUUAUAUACCGUUUGUAACCCACAAACAUACGAGACGGUUAUCAAGAAGUUACUUCACUAUUUUCCUUAUUCUGACUUCACUUUAAGAUCGGAAAUUGCGAUUAAAAUCGCAGUUUUAGCUGAAAGAUUUGCGACUGACUCUACGUGGUAUGUUACGACCAUGUUAAAGCUAUUAUCUAUUGGUGGUGGAAAUUCUAAUGGUACGAGUUAUAUUAGCAAUGAAGUCUGGGAAAGAAUUGUUCAAAUUAUUGUGAAUAAUGAAAGUUUACAACUGAAGUCAUGUAAGCUUAUUAUAGAACUAUUGCAAGAUCCUUUACAAGCGAACGGGCACACCAAGUCGCAGCCAGUUAUAAAUACAAUUCUGGAAAACCUUAUUAAAGUAGCAGCUUUUAUUUUAGGUGAGUUUGGGCAGAUGGCCGGAGAAGAUGAAGAAACUGAUCAUGACCCAACUGGGUCCCCUGAGCAAUACUUACCGUCUGUUCAAUACCAAUUAUUAUAUGAAGCAUAUUUCCGCGUUUCCUUAGUCGUGAGAGCAAUGUUGCUAACUACGUUCUUCAAAUUUUUUGUCAAAUUCCCGAAAGAGGAUUUUGCGGCCGAUAUCGUGGAUCUCUUUGAGGCAGAGACUCAAUCUAUUGAUAUUGAGCUUCAAACCAGAGCAUACGAAUAUCUCAAAUUGACAACUAAUGCGGAUAAUCGGAACCUAGCGCUUGCAGCGGUUAGACCUUUACCGAUUUUUGAAAGAAAGACUAGUGCUUUAAUGUCGAGAAUUGGGAGUGUUCAAAAAAUUGCCAGUAAUAGGAACAGGUCAACAUCAUUUGUCAGUGCUCUGAAAAUCAAUAAUGGGAAUAAUGGUACCGUCGCCAGCAACCGAUUAUCUUUGGCCAACAGCAGCUCAGAACACCUUGCAACCAGACAGCUUUACAAUCAUUAUCCAUCUACCUCGAGUGUUGCCUUACCAACCACUAAAGAAGAAGACGAUGAUCUUUCUGAGGAUGGUAGUAAGGAGGAAGCAAAUCCAUUUGGAGACGACGAUCCUCCGAUUGUGUUGUCUCCCAAUUGGUAUAGCGGAUAUCACCGUAUGUGUCAUUAUGAUGCUGGUAUCUUUUAUGAAAGUCAAUUCAUUAAAAUAAUAUACAGAAUCGUCAAAGACGGUCACCAAUUGCGACUACAAUUUACUAUUAUCAAUAACUGUGCCAAGACGACCGGGGUAGAUAUAACAAAUUUAAGAGUGUUAAAUAUAGAAAGUUUGACUAAACCGGAAGACCCCAAUUACAUCUUGAACUUGAAGCAGUUGCCAAAGCUGACUGUGUCUGAUAAAACAACUAUGGAAAUAGAUAUCAAAAUUCGGAAUGUGGUUGAGAACAAUGAAAGUCCUAUUUUAUCUCUAACGUUUAUGUGUGGCGGGUCGUUCAACCAGUUGAAUUUGAAAUUCCCAGUCAUUCUAUUGAAAACUGUGUCCUCUACAGCAAUGGCAGAUCUCGAUGAUUUCAAGAAGAGAUGGUUGCAAAUUGGCGAACUAUUGGGUGUUGAGCAAGGUGAAUCUACCGCAAGGGUCUUGACAUCGCACAGAUAUAAUUCAUCAAACGUUGUGAGAUUAUUGUCCAGGUUGGGUUUUGCUGUCGUCUAUAAUACUAGUGAUGAUAGUGACCAGGGCAUAUUAGUUAUGGGAGCCGGUAUUUUGCACACGCAGAAAUCGAAAUAUGGUGUGUUGACUACAAUCAAAAGCAUCGAUGCGAUCGGCAGGGAAUUUGAGGUCCUGGUAAGGUGUACCGGGGGCGGUAUCCCCGAGAUCAUAACUUCAACUAUGAAGGAAAUCAUGGAAGGCAAGUUUUAG